Messenger RNA from Darwinula stevensoni, 1474 nucleotides. The record is from the annotation of a GenBank genome assembly. NCBI's taxonomy places the organism in Eukaryota, Metazoa, Arthropoda, Ostracoda, Podocopida, Darwinulidae.
CUCAUGGUCUGUUGCUGCUGUUGGUGUGACCGGUGAAGUGGCGGUCUUCCAUCCAGCCGAGUACAACCUGAUAAAUUCAUCCAAGACCAUCUAUACAUCAGACGAAUGGGUUAGGAGCCUUGGCCAUUACAGGCAUGACCCUCGCGCUGGAUAUUCGGUUAAAGCGGGUCUCCAAAGUCUACCGUGAAGGGGAUUUAGUUACGGGACUCAUUGUCAUUCAAUGCAAGAAUGAAGUGAGACAUGGAGGCAUUUUUCUGGCACUUGAUGGUGAUGUAAAUUUGCAGCUUAGUGCAAGGAGUGUUGGAAUUUUUGAGGCCUUCUAUAACUCGGUCAAGCCAAUCUCUCUCAUCAGCUAUUCAUUGGAGGUCUCCAAGCCAGGAAAACUUUCUGCUGGUGUGACAGAGAUACCAUUUGAGUUCCCUCUGAAGGUUUCUGCAAACAAGAAGCUCUAUGAAACAUACCAUGGAGUCUUUGUCAAUAUCCAAUAUAUGUUACGAUGUGAAGUGAAGAAGGGAAUGCUGGCCAAAGAUACAGUCAAGACAGCUGAGUUCAUUGUGGAGUAUAAGGAACAUGCAGAAGCAGCAGUUAAGAAGCCAGUGGAAUUCACCAUAACUCCAGAUUCACUCUCCAAUGUGAAAGAUAAAUCUCGAAUUCCUUCCUUCAAAGUGAGGGGAAAAAUAGAUUCCACAUGCUGCUGCAUCACCAAACCAUUUACUGGGGAGUUGGUGAUAGAAGAAUGUGAUAUGCCCAUAAAAUCUGUGGAGCUGCAGUUGGUUCGAGUUGAGACUUGUGGUUGUGCAGAGGGUUAUGCGAAAGAUGCCACUGAGGUGCAGAACAUUCAAAUAGGAGAAGGAGAUGUUAUGAGAGGUCUUCCAUUUCCUAUCCACAUGGUGUUUCCUAGACUCUUCACCUGUCCCACUCUUGUGACUGCCAACUUCAAAGUUGAAUUUGAGGUGAACAUUGUGGUGAUCUUCAAUGAUGAUCAUCUCAUUACUGAGAAUUUUCCCAUCAAACUGACUCGAUUCUAAUCCAGAUGUGACCUGUGAUACUGCAUAUUGUCAUUUAUAUUAUAUUUCUUUUAAUAUCAUACUGUAUAGUAUGAAGCUUGUUUUGAUUGUGAUAUGCAAUCUUUUGUUGUUAAAAGAUGCUGGAAUAAGUUCUUCAUCUUCAUCAUUUUCUGUUCUGCACCAUUUAUCAGCCAUAAGCACAAAAUAGUCGUUAGCAUAACAAGAGCCAGUCGAUGGGAUUCUUCCAGUUCUGCAAUAUUUCACUUAUUGGGUUUGGAUGCAGUUCUUCAAAAUCAUGCCACUGAAAAAAGGCCUGAAUGGAUUCCUCCCUUGGCCAUGCAGAAUGAGGGAUGUCCUUUCCUUAAGCUUUUAUGCACCCAUUUGGUCCCCUGGGGACAUGUGGUGCUGUCACAGUGAUUGACUUGCAUCACACUGGUGCUACUUUUGUCCAGAUGUAUUGAGGCAGA